AACUCCGCCCUUACGUUCUUAAUUUUCACAUUCAUUCGAGCGUAUUGUACUAAAUACAAAAGCUUGCUAGUACUAGGCAAGUGAGUGUUGUGUAAACCGAAUCAAAAUAAAAACGGAGCAACAUGGACAAGAUAAUUCCUAACACUGGGGAAGAAAAGCUGGAUCAGGCAAUCAAGCAAUGGCUGAAGUAUGAUAAGAACCCUAAAACUUCUGAGGCAGUUCAGCAGCUGGUGGCCGAUGGCAAUGUAGAGGAACUGCGGGUUUCCUUCGGCUUACGGAUGGAGUUUGGAACUGCAGGCCUCAGGGCAGCCAUGGGUGCAGGAACUUCCCGGAUGAACGAUCUGACCAUCAUCCAGACAACACAGGGCUUUUGCAGUUACUUGGAGAAGAGUUUCCCAGACCUGAAGGAAAGAGGAGUCGUUAUUGGAUUUGAUGCUCGAGCCCACCCUCCAAGUGGAAGCAGCAGCAUUAGAUUUGCAAAGUUAGCUGCAGCUGUUUUCAUCAGCCAUGGAGUUCCGGUGUAUCUUUUCUCAGACAUCACUCCAACUCCAUUUGUGCCAUAUACAGUGACUCAUCUGAGUCUGUGUGCUGGGAUUAUGGUGACGGCGUCUCACAAUCCAAAACAGGACAAUGGCUACAAGGUUUAUUGGGCCAAUGGAGCUCAAAUCAUCUCUCCACAUGAUAAUGGGAUUGCCAGUGCCAUUGAAGAGAACCUGGAGCCUUGGCCACAGUCCUGGGAUGAAACCAUCAUUAAAGACAGCCCUCUUCUAAAAGAUCCUUAUGCAGACAUCAACAGGGAUUAUUUCCAAGAAAUACAGAAACACUGCUUUCACAGGGAAAUUAACAAGGCAUCUAAAAUUAAAUUUGUCCACACAUCUGUGCAUGGAGUAGGACACAAAUUUGUUCAGUCAGCUUUCAAGGCUUUUGACUUUGCCCCACCAUUGGCAGUCGCAGAGCAGAAAGAUCCUGAUCCAGAAUUCUCUACUGUGAAGUACCCUAACCCCGAAGAAGGCAAAGGCGUACUGACGUUGUCUUUUGCGUUGGCGGACAAAGAAGGAGCUCAAGUUAUUCUGGCAAAUGACCCUGAUGCUGAUCGACUCGCAGUAGCUGAGAAACGAGACAGUGGAGAGUGGAAAGUGUUCUCAGGAAAUGAGUUAGGUGCCUUGUUAGGCUGGUGGAUCUUUACCUGUUGGAAGGAGAAGAACACAGACCCUUGUGCUUUAAAGGAGGUAUACAUGCUGGCCAGCACAGUCUCUUCAAAAAUCCUCAGAGCCAUUGCACUUAAAGAGGGAUUCCACUUUGAGGAAGCAUUGACAGGGUUUAAGUGGAUGGGAAACCGCGCCAAGCAGCUAUUGGACCAGAAGAAGACUGUUCUCUUUGCUUUUGAAGAGGCUAUAGGAUAUAUGUGCAGCCCUGUUGUCCUUGAUAAAGAUGGCGUCAGUGCCGCUGCUAUAACCGCAGAGCUGUCCAGCUACCUUGCAAUCAGGAACGUGACCCUGUCCCAGCAGCUGAAAGCAAUCUACGAAGAAUAUGGUUAUCAUAUUACGAAGGCCUCCUACUUCAUCUGCCAUGAUUCAAAGACUAUCAAACAAUUAUUUGAAAGGCUGCGAAACUUUGAAGGGGAAAACGCAUACCCCAAAACAUGUGGAAAGUUUGAAGUAUCUGGAGUAAGAGAUUUAACAACUGGCUAUGAUAGCAGCCAAGCUGACAAGAAAGCUGUGCUCCCUACCAGCAAGAGCAGUCAGAUGAUAACAUUUACCUUCACUAAUGGUGGAGUAGCUACAAUGAGGACCAGUGGAACUGAACCCAAAAUCAAGUACUACACUGAGCUCUGUGUGCCGCCCGGGAACAGUGACCCCGAACAGCUAAAAACAGAACUGAGCAGCUUGGUGGAUGCAAUUGUGGAACAUUUCUUUGAACCACAAAAGAAUAAUUUUAAACCUCAGCCAGAGUAGAGUAUUGUAAUUCUACAGAAAAAAAACAAGCAGCCUUACAUCAUUGAACUUGUAACUGAAGACUAUAGUAUGUCAUAUUUACACAGUAGAGAGCAUGUUUGAUCACACACUUCAAAUAACACAGAACAGCCUGGAACAAAUUGAAAUACCAUAAAUACUGUGUAAUACCAACACAUUUGAGAUACUGAAGAAACUAUUGGUGAAUUUUGUAACAAGGUGUAGGACUUUGUACACAGAACACAAGCAGACAGAAGUCUGGAGGGCAGUUUAAACUUAUGUACGAUGGCCUCCUUUUUUUUGGUAAUCAAGUCUUACUUAAUAGCUUGAACAGCUUCAGCACUGACUCUCCCUCUCAUUGUGGUCAAACUCUUUGUUAUUUUUUCUUCAAGUUCAUGUUGAAACGAAUAUUCCACUGUCACUGUUUUACACUAAGCACGAACAAUGUUUACAAACCUACAUAUCCCUAUUUGUAGUACAAAAAACAAGAAAUGGGACUGGGAUUCUUUAAGAAAUAAGAAUUAUUAACGCUCUUGUAAAUUGUUACUGUAUUAAAUGAAAACAGGUCAUAAGAACAAAUACAGCAGUAGCUUUAUCAAAGGUGCAGCUGUUAUAUAUAAAGGCCCACUCAUGAAUCCUGACCUGUUCCACUGGACCAAAAGCUUCCUUGGGCAAAUGACUAGCAAUGCUCUCUUGCAGAGUGGUAGGGUACAUUCCAGCAAUGUUCUGCUUUUAGUCUCCCAAUCAUGCAGUAUAUGUAUGUUUUUAAUAUUAUGCUUCAGGACACUACAGUUUAAAACACCCUCACUACCUAAAAUAUCCGAAGCAUAACAAACUUUAAUUGACCCCCACCCCCCCUGUUUUGUAAAACCUAGAACAAAUUGUCUACAUUGAACACUUUAAAUUGUAUUUUUGGCGAAAGAGAUAGAUAGAUAGAUAGAUAGAUAGAUAGAUAGAUAGAUAGUCUUAAUAAAAUGAAGUCUUGAAGAUUAUGAUUUUUUUUUUUUUUCUACUUGCACCGACUGAUGCAGUUUACAUCCGCAGUGUUAACCGUGGAGAGCAGGGAUGGUCAUUUAUAUUCUUCUGACAGGCUCCUCUGUAAACACUUGUUCAGUGCCAGAAUAAAAUCAAAACUUGCCUUAAUCACCAAAAUGUCUCCAAUUCAGAGGUGGCCUGCUCUGAAGAGUUCUAGGUGCAGUACAAAGAUAUUGCCUCGGCCAUAAUUUAUGCACAGCUGUCUUAUCUAAUGUGUGUUGUUCCUAACAUAGUUUCAUUCCCAUCGUAAAAAUGGUAAAACUUAUUAAAACAUUUUUAAUUUAAACAAUAUACUGUGUUUUUAUGGGCCUGAGUUGAGUCCCAGUUGUCUCAUGUAGAACCACUGGUAAAAAGAAACCCUGUCGAAUGUAAUUUACCUAGAUUUACUGGAUGGCUGGAUAUGUGAGCAGUUAUUUGAGGUUUUGACCAUUGUGUUUCCAAUUGUGUGUGUAUUUUCUGUUAAACUUGCUAAAAAGCUUUGGCUAAUCAUUGAUAUACCUUACUAAUGUAUUUCAAUAAAGAGAUGGCUUAAGCAUUA
Molecule: messenger RNA, 3525 nt
Organism: Polyodon spathula (Mississippi paddlefish)
Lineage: Eukaryota; Metazoa; Chordata; Actinopteri; Acipenseriformes; Polyodontidae
Gene: pgm2
Product: phosphoglucomutase 2
Exons: 14
Coding region: 123-1955 (610 amino acids)
Biological process (GO): carbohydrate metabolic process; purine ribonucleoside salvage
Molecular function (GO): magnesium ion binding; phosphopentomutase activity
Source: RefSeq, a predicted model, not a curated record